This is a messenger RNA of Verticillium nonalfalfae, 723 nucleotides long. RefSeq lists its product as uncharacterized. The annotation marks the transcript as partial. Lineage: Eukaryota; Fungi; Ascomycota; Sordariomycetes; Glomerellales; Plectosphaerellaceae. The transcript is spliced from 3 exons. The record is from RefSeq and is a predicted model, not a curated record.
AUGCAUUCUUCGGCUCUUCUCCGCCUCGUCGUCGGCAGCUCGGCCCUCAUUGUUGGUGCCCAGGCCCAGCAGUCGUCUGAGCUGCCCAUCCCUUCGAGCGUCGCGCCCUCGAGCGUCGCGCCCUCGAGCGUUGCGCCUUCGAGUGUUGCGCCUUCGAGUGCCGCUCCCUCGAGCGUCGCUCCUUCGUCGGCGCCCGCGUCCUCGGAGGCCGCCUCGUCCUCUCUCGCGGCUUCUGCCACCGCCACCGUCACUGACACCGUCACUGACACCGUCUACCCCACGCCUACCAGCUUCCACUAUGAGCCCACCUACCACCCCGGCCCCAAGCCCACUCUGACCCAUCACUACACCAUUGACAAGUGUCAGAAGUACCACGGCAAGGACUGCUACCCCGGCCAGGUGUACACCAAGCACUACGAGCCCAAGCCCUGGUACUACGAGGAGUGCACGACCUACGUCAGCUACGUGCACGGCGUCGCCACGACCUGCACCGACACGUACACGCGCACCAGCUGGUACGACCAGGAGAAGACGACGAUCAAGCAGUACGAGCACAAGCAGACGUACUACGAGACGCACGGCGCCGCCACCGUCACCCUGACCAAGGCCGUGCCCACGCAGACCCUCGUGCCCAUCUACCCGACCCCGGUCGUCCCGGUCAAGCCCGAGCCCGUCCCUGUCCACCCCCCCGUCAACCCCCCGGUCAAGCCUGAGCCUGUCCCC